Molecule: messenger RNA, 889 nt
Organism: Trametes versicolor FP-101664 SS1
Lineage: Eukaryota; Fungi; Basidiomycota; Agaricomycetes; Polyporales; Polyporaceae
Exons: 3
Coding region: 36-752 (238 amino acids)
Biological process (GO): ribosomal large subunit assembly; cytoplasmic translation
Cellular component (GO): cytosolic large ribosomal subunit; ribosome
Molecular function (GO): RNA binding; structural constituent of ribosome
Source: RefSeq, a predicted model, not a curated record
CAAGGCCGCAACACUUCAAGACCCACAUCGACGCUAUGGCCCGCAGCAAGGAACUCGCCCCCAACGUCGGCCGCCUCUCCCGUUCCGGCGUGUUCGCCCGCCGCGGUCUCUUCAAGGGCCAGAAAAAGACGGAGAAGCCCGCUGCGGCUGAGGUCGCCCCCACCAAGGAGGUCUCCGUUGGCGGUGACAAGAACGGCGGGAAGCGUCUCGUCCCCACCCAGAAGGCUCCCCGUUUCUACCCCGCCGAGGAUGUCCGCCAACCCAAGAAGAGCCGCAAGGCACCCAAGCCCACCAAGCUCCGCUCAUCCAUCACUCCCGGCACCGUCCUCAUCCUCCUCGCUGGCCGUUUCCGGGGGAAGCGCGUCGUGUUCUUGAAGCAGCUCGACAGCGGCCUCCUCCUCGUCACCGGCCCCUACAAGGUCAACGGUGUUCCCCUGCGGAGGGUGAACCAGGCAUAUGUUAUUGCCACCUCCACCAAGGUCCAGCUCGGCGAUGACUUCAAGGUCGACGAGAAGGUCACCGAUGCGUACUUCGCGAAGCCUACGUCGAAGGGCGCGCGCUCUGCAGAGGAGGAGUUCUUCUCUGAGGGCAAGCCGAAGAAGGAGGCUUUCCCUGAGUCGAAGGCGGCGGACCAGAAGUCGGUCGACGCGGCUGUCAUUGCUGCCAUCAAGAAGACCGAGUACCUCCAAAAGUACAUCAAGGCGAGCUUCGGCCUCUCGAAGGGCCAGUUCCCCCACCAGUUGGCGUUCUGAGUGGCGGGUUCUCUUUGGUGGAUGGGUUGGGGCAGACUGCGAGGAGGACUCGACGAGGGGAGCUUCCUUGGCGGCCGCGCUGCAGCUAUGACUAUGAUAUGCCCUAUAGCACACGCAUGACAUCUAUACGCGCUUUC